GCGACAACACGUGUGCGGUGCUUCUGAAAGGUGUUCCACUUGCGUUUUCACUACAGAUUGUUUAUUGCUAUCGUGUUAAAGUUGUGAUGUAAACAAAUAGAAAAUGUUUGACUCACGAUGCGCCGGAUGUAAAUAAGUAGUCUGUGUCUUAGUUGUAGAUUUUUUAUUAAGUGCUCGUGUACAUCUGUGUUUUGUUAUCUUUUGGUCUUGUGAGUGCGUUGGAGUAAACAAGUUGAGUUAUUUAAUUAAAUGUAAAGGAUACAUUCUAUUUGACUGAUGAUUAAAGAAUAAAGGAUGAUAAUGAAGAGUAGUUAGAGGUGCUGUGGUUUGCUGAGGCGGGCCGAUAUGAACUCGGACGUGCACCGACACCAGGCCCAUCCACCGCUUGCCCAGGUACACGGCGUUCACACGGGGGCGCAGAGCGUGGGCUGCGGCUGGUACUCCGCGUCGACCGCGCCCGCGCCCACCGCGCCAGCGCGCGUCAAGAGGGCACAGCCACCACCACAACUACCAACUGGAGGAGGCGGUGUUGUGAUCAGUAAUGGUCCACACGUGCCCCUCUCGCCCACCGCUCUGCAGAAUUCUAUACAACAUAAUCUGUCGUACAGCGCGAAGUGUGACGUCACGCUCGGGCAGCAGAACGUGAUGUCGUCCUCUGUGCGAGCAGCAGCGCCGGCCGGGCCCGCCCCCGCGCCCAACGCUAUGCACACCUCGCAGACUACACCCGUGGUGUCGAAAGGCGCCAGCGACGUGUUGGUCAACUCGUCGGCAAACAACCCGCCCGCCGCCACGAGGCUUGUCAACAUGUCGCAGUGGCCAUGGCACCACGGGGCGAUAUCUCGCGAGCGCGCCGAGGCGCUGCUGUCGGGUUCUCCGGACGGUGUGUUCCUCGUGCGCGAGAGCACCAACUUCCCCGGAGACCACACACUCUGUGUCCGCUUCAGGGGCCGCGUCGAGCACUACCGGGUAAAAUGGGCAACAGCUCCCGACAGUCAAACGCAACGUCUAACCAUAGAUGAUGAGGAGUUUUUCGAUACGAUGACGGAUUUAAUACAUCAUUACCUUCAAGACGCGGACGGACUUUGCACGAAGCUGGUCCGGUGCUUACCGAAGGCGGCGAUUAACGGAGCCAACAACAACGGCGUGCUGCAACCGUCAUAUCCACCGCAUCCACCUCAACCUCCUCCGUACCCGCCGACGCCGAGCGUGUCGAGCGCGCUGAGCUCGGGCCACUUCCAGCACACGUACGCGGCGCAGGCGCCCCCUAGUGCAGACCAGACGGACGGAGCGCAGCACCAGAGAUUUGUAGAUGCCCGUUGGAUAAUAGCUGAACGAGAUUUGGAAAUAAGAGAAAACAUUGGCAAAGGCGAGUUCGGCGAUGUGAUGCUGGGCAUCCUCAACGGCAACCAGAAGGUGGCCGUGAAGAUCCUGAAGGACAGAGAGGCGGCGAGCAAAUUCCGAGCCGAGGCCAGCGUUAUGUCUUCAUUGAAGCAUGAGAACCUGGUGCGCUUGCUGGGCUGCGUGGUGUUCAGCUCUAACGGCAGCACUUGCUUAGUGACAGAGCACUGCGCGCAGGGCUCGCUGCUAGACUACCUGCGCAGCCGCGGCCGACACUACGUCACGCAGCAGGACCAGAUCAACUUCGCAUUUGACGCGUGUUGUGGUAUGGAGUACUUGGAGCGGCAACGGGUGGUGCAUCGAGACCUGGCGGCGCGCAAUGUGCUCAUCUCUGCGGAGGGUACGGCCAAGGUGGCGGACUUCGGGCUGGCGCGCUGCGAGACCGCGCCCGAGGACCCCGCCGACGCCAUGCGCGUGCAGGCCAAGCUGCCCAUCAAGUGGACCGCGCCAGAGGCACUCAAGUACAAUAAAUUUUCCAACAAGUCAGAUAUGUGGAGUUUUGGAAUAUUACUUUGGGAGAUAUAUUCGUUCGGAAGAGUGCCAUAUCCAAGAAUUCCGCUGGCGGAGGUGGUGCGGCACGUGGAGCGCGGGUACCGCAUGGAGGCGCCAGAGGGCUGCCCCGCUGGACCCUAUGACGUGAUGCGCGCCGCAUGGCACGCCGACCCUCAGCAGCGGCCCACCUUCGCUGCAACGCGCGCGCGCCUCGCCGCCAUGAGGGACGCGCUGCACCACGCACACCAGUAAAAGUGAAACGGCCAAAUGGUGGACAAAAUAAGUUAAACUGUAAAUUGUAUGAGAAUGCGCUGUGAAGAUGCAUGUGUAUUUUAUAUGUGUAUUAAU
This is a messenger RNA of Papilio machaon (common yellow swallowtail), 2238 nucleotides long. It is a transcript of the gene Csk, whose product is annotated as tyrosine-protein kinase CSK. Gene Ontology annotation, molecular function: protein tyrosine kinase activity; ATP binding. The transcript is spliced from 16 exons. NCBI's taxonomy places the organism in Eukaryota, Metazoa, Arthropoda, Insecta, Lepidoptera, Papilionidae. The record is from RefSeq and is a predicted model, not a curated record. Bases 346 to 2142 code for a protein of 598 amino acids. Gene Ontology annotation, biological process: protein phosphorylation.